This is a messenger RNA of Meleagris gallopavo (turkey), 3030 nucleotides long. Lineage: Eukaryota; Metazoa; Chordata; Aves; Galliformes; Phasianidae. The record is from RefSeq and is a predicted model, not a curated record.
CGCUCGGCCUCAGCUCUCCCGCCUCUUGUUGCUGCGCGCUGCGCCUUAGAAUCUUCAAGGGCUACCGCCACCUCAGAGGAGGGCGGGAAUGCAGCCGCUGCGAGGGCGGAGGAGACCCUGCGGGGGAGGAGGCUGCCGGCGCGGAGCCGUGUUUACUUUCCGGGGCAGUGGGGCGGCUUUCCGGGGCGGUGCGUCUGCUGUGCUCGGCCCGGAUUGGGGCUGAGGGAGCGUGUCUGGAGGAGGGACUCUGGAGGUGCGAGCCCGGCGGCCACCAUGAGUGGUUCACAAAACAAUGACACGAAAAGGCAGUUUCUUCUAGAACGGUUAUUGGAUGCAGUUAAGCAGUGUCAAAUACGGUUUGGAGGAAGAAAAGAAAUAGCUUCAGAUUCUGAUAGCAGAGUCACUUGCUUGUGCGCUCAGUUUGAAGCUGUGUUACAGCACGGUCUGAGGAGGAGCCGAGGAUUAGCAUUAACAGCAGCAGCAAUCAAACAGGCAGCAGGUUUCUCUAGUAAAACUGAAACAGAGCCAGUGUUUUGGUACUAUGUGAAAGAAUUUCUGAAUAAACACGAACUACAGCGCUUUUACUCUCUGAAGACAAUUACUACAGAUAUCGGCAGAGGUCGGGCUUGGUUGCGCUGUGCAUUGAAUGAACAUUCCCUAGAAAGAUAUGUUCAUAUGCUACUUGCAGACAAGAAUCGGCUUAGUGUCUUCUAUGAAGACUGGUCUUUUAUGAUGGAUGAAGAACGUUCUAGUAUGAUCCCUACAAUGGCAGCUGGUCUGAACUCCAUUCUGUUUGCAAUCAACAUUGAUAACAGGGAUUUAAAUGGACAAAGCAAAUGCGCACCCACAGUGUCUGAUCUGUUAAAGGAAUCAACGCAAAAUGUAACCUCAAUAUUGAAAGAAUCCACUCAGGGUGUUAGCACUCUUCUUAGAGAGAUAACUGCAUCCUCUGCUGUCUCCAUUCUCAUAAAACCUGAUCAAGACACUGACCCGCUUCCUGUUCUCUCAAAGAAUGUAAAUGCUGAAUUGAAAUAUAAGAGAGAUCGAAAAAAGAAGAAGAGGGUGACAAAUAUAAUCUCAUUUGAUGAAGAAAAUGAUGAACUAAAUCUGGGGGAUGCCACAAAAACCCCUAUUAUGGGACAAAGUUCAGAGGAGAGUUUAGAUAGAUCUUCAGUUUUUAUAUUACCCUCAUCUGAAACCAAUCAUGGAAAAAAUUCUAAUGAGAAUGAAAGUAACCACUCGUGGAAAAGUAAUUCUGUUUUCAUGAAUGGAGAGUAUGAAUACCAGAAACUAGAUGUGAAAAGUAUUGAUGAUGAAGAUGCAGAUGAAGAUGAACUAUGUGGAAAAACAUUAGGAAAUAAAGGCACAGAAGCGGAAAAUGAAUCUUCUGAAAGGCCUCAUGAAAUAGUCACAUGCAAUUCUGAGAUAUGCAGUUGGACUCCUCUGCAGGUCCUGAAUUAUGACUCAGAUGUUCUGUUUCCUGUCAGUGCUGCUGACUCUUACUCCCAAACUGGUAAAUAUUUUAAUUGUAUGUAAUGUCAACAAGCUUUGUAAUGAAAUUUCUAACAUGCAGCAGUGGUAAAGAAGCAUGGCAUUGUACAAACUGGACAAGAUGUUCAAGUUUUUUUUUCUAGACAGUAGUCAAAGUUCUUCAUUUCAGUAGUCUUAUACAUAGCUCAUAUCUAAGCUGGUUAGUUGAAGAGGAUUUAUCCAUAUGAAAAUAGACCAGAGAUCUAUUGUCAUUAAGCUGUAGUUUUGUAUGCGUGGUAUUUUGCUAAUUAUUUGAAUGGUUGAAUAGGAAGUGUCCUUAUCCAAUUGGUAGAUGCCAGCAAGCUGGAAGAAGCUAAAAGGUUGUUUGGUAAUUUAAUUUGACCUUGAAGAUCAGAGAAACUACUAAAUAUUGAAUGUAAUUCGACAGAAUUGUUAUCUCUGUAUAAACAGGAUGGGGAGUGAUUGGCUAGGAAAUACUUAUUUGGAAAAAGUUAUGGGAGUUAUAGUGGGUUACAAGUCUAUAAUGAAUUAGCAGUGUUGUGAUUCUGCACUGAAAGCACGUUUUCAUGCUGAGAUGCUUAAAUGAAAGAGUCACUUGUAAGUUUAUGCUCUGGUGGCCUCUGCACUUUUGGGUACUGCAUUUAAAGAAUGGUGUGGACCAUAUCUUGAAGACCAGAUCUUGAAGAAAGCAAUGAGAAUGGGUAGAGGUAGAGUCAAAAAACAAACAAACAAACAAACAACUUCCUCAGAAAUGUAUGGAGUUGAUAUUUGCUAGCUGUUUAUAAAACAUUGCCUUCUAUAAACUUUGAGUAUGCAUUCUCCUUUCAGAGACCAAUAAUAACUUCCCAGUGGCAUUCAAAUAAUCUAUUUUAAUGGUAAAAUAUUGAAUGCUUUUUGGAUUUGCAUCAUUUGUUCUGAGAGUUAACUGAACAGCUGUGGAAAAAGUGUGAUUUUCUUCUAUGUUAUGAGAUAAAAAUGAUUCAUAAAAUAAUGCUCUGCUGCCCUCUGCAGUAUUCUAGGAUUUGUACUUCUUAAAAGAUGCCAGAGACUCAGAAAAAAAAUAAAGUGCUUCAUUUUUUUCUAAUUUUCCCACAAAAUAUAUAUAUAUUUCAAAUAUAUAACAGUGUUAUUUGUUCAAAUGAGUUUUCAGAGUCUGCUGUUAUGCCUCAGAGAUGUGUCAGGACAUAUCAUAUUUCCACAUAAUUAGAGAUGAGAGAGCCAGAGUCAAAAAUCAGUUUUCUGGAAGGAUUCAGGAUUGCUUUGUGGUAUCUUUGUAAACCUUACACACUGAGGUGCAGAAACAUACAUGCAUAUGUAGGUUUAUUUAUUUAUUUAUUUAUGUUUUUCUUAAUACGUUCUUAGGAGGAGGAUGGUGGUGUUUGUUUCCUUUCAAAUGACCUACCAUCGUGGCAGGCCCAAUGAUGUAUAUGUUUCGAUACUGAAAGUUGUGGAUCUGUGGACAGAUGUGUAUUAUCCACGCUUUUCUGAGAAAUACCUGAUUUCUGAUAUUUGGUUCAUAGGUGUAUGUACCAAAUGUCA